Dibothriocephalus latus is the source of this 822-nucleotide messenger RNA. The record is from the annotation of a GenBank genome assembly. Lineage: Eukaryota; Metazoa; Platyhelminthes; Cestoda; Diphyllobothriidea; Diphyllobothriidae.
AUGCUCAUGAGUCGAGAGCCGGGCAACUUCUUAAUUCGCACGAGCAAGUCCAGGCCGAACUGUUAUGUGCUGGUACUGCGCGUGCCUACUUCACUGGAUGGCGGUGAACCGGUGCGCGCUUUCCUAAUUGAGCACACCCAGAUGAGAUCAGGACGGGGUGAUAGCUAUCACCUGCAGGGUUUCCAAGCAGAACCCGUCUACCCCACAUUGGCGGCUUUCGUGCAGGACCACACAGUCAACCGUGGGGCUCUGCCGGUCUGCUUGAAACUGCCAACUGCGGGCACGUCAUACACUGAGGGUUACCUGCACAGCGUCACCUCCACCGGUACCAGACAAGGUGCAAAGUCUAUGGUCAACAGAACCGGGACAGGCGACUUCAAUUGUGACGUCUUAUUUCUCGGCAAUUCUGACGUCUUCCCCUUGGAGAAUGCGGCGGCCGUGCGCAGGGCUGUUGAACAGAUACUUAUAAACGCGAAAAAUCCGUCGAAGGGACUGAAAAAGAAGUGUGAAGCCCUUGUGAGCAUUUCAGCCGACAAGACACUGACCAUUGUGGACAAGACGGGACUGCGCUUCCAAAAGAAGACCAUAGCCGGCAACAAGAUACGCUUCUGCGGUUAUGAUCCGGAAGAGAGGGUGUUCAACUGCCCGGAAUUGCGGAAUCGGGGCGUGGUUGACGCACAGAUUUUCGCUAUAGUUGUUAAGAAGACGAGGUUUGCAAUGACGGAGCACGUAGUGUAUGUGAUGUGCCAACUGGAUGCGCACCAACCCAGUUCUUGGUUGGUCAACUACAUCAAUCGCAACGUCAUGGGACAACACAGAUAG